AUUGGCCGCUGUCUGCGCGCACGUCACGAUCAUGAUGAGAAUUAAUGAUCGGGGCCGCUGAUUUCAUUGUGUGACGCCGGGACCGACCCAGCCGAGCCCGGCCGAGCCCGGAGCCCCCGCGCCGGCCCCGCGCUACACGUGCCAAUGUUUUGCCAACCAGCUGGACACCAGGCUUCCCAAAAGCUCACAUGCGUAUUUGCUAAGCUUGGCAAGUCAAGAUCAAAAUGAAAUUAUGGUAAAAAUCCAUAUGGAUUUCUAACUUGGAGUCUGAGGUUCAAGACAAAGAUGAAUCUUCGUUCUGUAUUUACUGUAGAGCAACAAAGGAUAUUACAGCGUUACUAUGAAAAUGGAAUGACAAAUCAAAGUAAAAAUUGCUUUCAGCUCAUAUUACAGUGUGCACAAGAAACUAAACUGGAUUUCAGCGUGGUCAGGACGUGGGUUGGCAACAAGCGGCGGAAGAUGAGCAGCAAGAGCGCCGUGGAAUCUGGGGGCACCCCACCAGGUACUGCCCCUGCCACUCCCUCCAUGCCCCCCGAAGCAGCAGUGAGAAAUGUGGUAAAUAUUGCUCGAUCCCAAAGCCAGCAAUCCUCUUGGACCUCUUCUAACAACGACGUGAUAGUGACUGGUAUCUACAGCCCUGCCAGCUCGUCGGGCCGGCCCGGAGCCGCCAAGCACACAAACGCCUCUGUGGCAGAGCUACACAAAACCUCCAUCCCACGGCUUUCGGGCAAGAACGACGCAGACUUCCAGCAGCAGCACAUCCCUCUGGGACGGCAAGUACCCCACUGUAAGAACGCUUCCCUCUUAGUGGGAGAAAAGACCAUUAUUCUCUCCAGGCAAACGAGCGUGCUCAAUUCUGCAAACUCCAUCUACAGUCACACGAAGAAAAGCUACGGCGGCUCCUCGGUGCAGACGGCGGAGCUGGUGUUACCUCAGAAACCCAUGAUUUGCCACAGGCCCUGUAAGGCCGAGCCCUUGGGGUGCCAGCGCUUGCAGAAGCCCGAGCACGCGGGCCUGGCGUCACACAUGCCCCCCAGGCCGAGGGCUCACCCCAGGGAUGCCGCGUGUGGCACCCAGAACCUGGAGAUCCGCGAGGUGUUCUCGCUGGCGGUCACAGACCAGCCCCAGCGGCUCGUGGCAGGGAGCACGACGCAGAAACAUCCCUCCCUGGAGGGCAGCUGCCUGUCCAUCGCGAUGGAGACGGGCGACGUGGACGAUGAGUACGCCCGGGAGGAGGAGCUGGCCUCCAUGGGAGCGCAGAUCCAGAGCUACUCCAGAUACUGUGAGGGCAGCGGCUCCAGCCGCGGGUACAACCAAAGCGCGGCCGCGGCCGGGCCGGGCCACAGUGGGGGCUGUGGGGCACAGCUGGGCAGUGCCAGGGACGUGCCUGACAAUCUCCUCUACCACAGCAGAGAGUUCCACCUGCCUGCACGGACCUCGUUGCACGCGACAUCCAGCACGAUUUAUAAUGCUGCAAACGCAGCCAGAAGUACCUUUUCUCCUCAUUUCACAUCUUCAAGUCAACUGAGGCUGUCACAAAACCAAAAUAAUUACCAGAUUUCAGGAAACCUUACUGUGCCUUGGAUUACAGGUUGUUCCAGAAAAAGAGCAUUACAGGACCGCACACAAUUUAGUGACCGAGACUUAGCCACCCUAAAGAAAUAUUGGGACAAUGGCAUGACCAGCCUGGGCUCAGUCUGCAGAGAGAAAAUUGAAGCUGUGGCUGCAGAAUUAAAUGUUGACUGUGAAAUAGUUCGGACUUGGAUUGGGAAUCGAAGACGGAAAUAUCGUUUAAUGGGGAUUGAGGUCCCACCCCCUAGAGGAGGUCCUGCUGAUUUCUCUGAUCAAUCUGAAUUUGUUUCUAAAUCAGCACUUAAUCCAGGAGAGGAAACUGCUACUGAAGUGGGGGAUGAUAAUGAUAGGAAUGAUGAAGUAUCAAUCUGCUUAUCUGAAGGAAGCUCACAAGAAGAGACAAAUGAAGCUCUUCAAAAUGAAGAAAUUGGCCCCAAAGACGAUGACCAGAAUCCAGUUUCCACUGAUAAUGUGAAAAUAGAAAUUUUAGAUGAUGAAGAGAGUGAUCUGAUCAGCAAUUCUGAAGUGGAUCAGAUGAGUUCUCUUUUGGAUUACAAGAAUGAAGAAGUCAGGUUCAUUGAGAGUCAGCUGGAGAGCCACAAACAGAAAUAUUUUGAACUGCAGACGUUUACCCGGAGUUUGAUACUUGCAAUUAAAUCAGAUGAUAAGGAACAGCAGCAGGCUCUGCUUUCAGACUUACCUCCCGAACUUGAAGAAAUGGAUUUCAACCACACAUCCCCGGAACCUGACGAUACCUCAUUCAGCCUCUCAUCCCUGUCGGAGAAAAAUGCCUCAGACAGUUUGUGAUUUCUUGGUUUUUUUUUUGGAAGAGACAGAACAGAAACCCCACGGGAGGUCCAGUGUUCAGGAGAGAGAGAGGCUUUUGCUCUGCAGUGUUCUCAGCCCAAGGGAGCCAUCCUGAGGAGGAGGAGUCCAGGAACUGGGAAUGCUGAGUUUGGAAAAUCAAAGAACUGGGUGAGGGAAGGGUUCACUGAAAGCAGCUUGGCCUUGGGUAGGAUUAACUUUAACUCUCCAGAAAAACUCUGGCUCUGUAGAAAAGCCUUUCUGAGCAGGGAUUCAAGAGUGGGAAACAAAUGUUGUGUGAUACACAGCAAAUUCUCCAGCUCCACGUGCUCCCCAGGCCUGUUUAUUGUAUUUUUCCCCAUUUUUACUCAGGUAGGUGGACUAAAAAUUGGGGAUCCAAAUAGAAUAAUGGGCUUUCUCUGAGUUGUGCUUGAAAACCUGAAAUUAAAGUGUUUUUCAUUUUCUGACUUGACAUUGUUAAAUCUUCCAUUUUUCUGACCAAAAUAGCUGAAAACCUUGAAAGGCUAGCUAAAAAAAUUGAAUUAUCCUCAAUAAAUUAUUAAUGGAAGGAAGUAGUGAUAAGUGUUGGAAGAAAUGAGGUGGAAAUGGGAACCCUGAUAGCUGCAGGACACAACUUCCUAAUACAGUAGCAAUGGGAUUGGAUGUUUACACUCUUUAGAGUUUAAUGGUUGUAGUCAUAGUUUUUAUUUGUCAAAGCCUGAAUGCUAAAGUUCUGCUUAUUAUUUUAAGUCUUGGUUAUAUAGUUUUCCACAAACCUUGCUCCAGUUUUCCAAGCCAGUCAGAAUUCCGCAGCGGUCAUUGCAUUCUGGAAGGUUUUCCAGUGUUGCGAAGUGACUUUUGCAGACCUGGUUUGAAGCCCUGCCUGGUGCAUGUUUUGGCAAGUGCCCUUUCUAAACUGUGAUCUCGACUGCAGGCAGGGGCUGAAAUGAAUUUUUUCUUUCCCAGAGCAGUUGGCACUGAAUCCCUCCACUCCUGUGGUGGCAUGGAUGUGCAGAGAUAUUCAGAUGGAUUCAGUGGGGUAUGUUUGUGAGUGCCUGGCCUUGGCAGUGGUGCCGUGGUUGAGUUGACAGAGUGGUGAGCAGUCCAAGGCAGGUCUCAGUCCUGGAGCUCUUUUCCUCCAGGAUGGUUCUGAGGGAGGCUGCAGGUGCCUGCCCAUGGCAUUGAUGCUCCAGUUCCAACCUGGAUAUUCCUUAGCAAUCAUUUUUCACACAGAUACUUCAGUCUGGUUAAAAACCUGAUCUUUCCGUUUUAUGCCAAAUAAUAAUUGACUUGGGGGAUCCUGGUUCAUGCAGUGAGUAAUCCCCUUAAUUUCAGUGGGAGAUCCAAGGUGUAGCGCAGAAAAUCUGGAGUAUUGGGGAAGUAACACCUUUUUUUUCUUUAAUACUGGGAUUAAACUCAUGUUUUAGGGUUUUCUUAGUCUGAUCAGUCCCUUCCUAAUCACUUGUACAGCUCUUUUUGUUUAGCAUCCAUAGUUAUCUCUGUUCUUUCAGGUUUUUAGUCUCUCCUCUCCUUGGGCAUGAGGAGCUUUUAGCAAUACUGUUAAUUUAAAUACCAGCUGCAGAAAGGGCAGGAAUGGUUUUAAAAGGUGUUCUGAAAAACCAAAAGCCUCACAGUUUUCCCCCUUUACAAUUCUGUAAGUUCCCAACAGAGCUGCCCUUCCACAGCCAAAGCCCAGAGUUCCAAGAUGCUGGGCCUGUGUGUGAGCUGAGGCAUUAAAACUCACAGUGGAAAUGAAGGUUUGUGAGCAGAGCUCACAGUGCUGUCCUUCACAGUGAGGAUAGAGCGGAGCUGGAAUUCUGCUCGCUCUGUAAAACCAUUUAUAAAGGGUUUUCUAUGCCAGGCCAACAAUGGUUUCUAUUGCUGUUCCCUUUAGAAAGGAAAUUUGUGCCACUGACAAUGAAACCUCUUGUUUUCUGCAAAAUUAAAAAAAUAGUGCUGGGAUUAGCCACUAUUGGGACCCUGUUUUCCUGCUUCUUCUACUUGAAUUCCCAUGACAGAGGGCAGGAUACUCUUAACAGGAGUUCUCAAUUUCGUGGUCAAUUAAAUCAUCUGCUUUCCUGCAAGAAAAACUUCCAUUGAUGAUUCCUAUUUUGCUGUCUUGCUGCUAUUUCAUAUCCAAACAAAUCGAAGGAGUGAAUUUUCAAUGAACUGUUUGCUAGAUAUAAGGAAUUAUGUCAGUCCCUGUUCUCCAAGAAACUGGAAUCCUCUUGGAUGUGCAGCUGAGGUGAGCUGCAGUCUAGGCCCACCCCAUCCCUGGGAGAUGUUCUGUGGUCCUUUCUCCUGUGGGGAGACAAAACAGAGCCUGAGACACUUGGGAACACUAUAGGAGAGUCAGGAAGAAAAGAGUAUAAAUUCUGUCCCUGAAUAACAAAAUCUGUGGAGGACGAUGCUCCACAGUUCCUUGGCUGGGUUCUUUCAGUAUGUAUUUCAGUGUGUGUUUCCAAGAAAAGUCUAGUAACUGUUACCAUUCGUGGUGGUUAAAUGUUGCUGGAGAGCAGGGGCGUGGCUCUGGGGUGGGUUUGGGUUCAGGGUGUUUCCCAUCUGUGUAGGGUGGUAACAAACACCUGCAUUACAGUUCAUCAUUUCAUAACCUUCCAUGGGAGAUACAGCUCAUCCAGUGCCUUUCAGGGUGACAGAAAUCAGCCCCCUUCUGAUCCAGUGGGUGACUCUAAUGUGAAUUAUCACUGCAGCAGGAGGGCCAUGUGUUGAUGGCCACGUAUCAAUAUUUGACCAUCCUGCAAAGUCUCUCAUUUACUUAGUCCAUAAACAACGACUUCCCUGGCAUUGUUCAUUCCUAAAGCAUCCAUGGGAACAUCAGUGAUUUCUGAAGAAACCCACGUGAUAAAAGAGCCCAGAACAGACACUUUACCUGGAGGCAGGACAGGCUCUCCCUGGGGAGCUGUUUUUGAUGCUGGAAGGUUUGCUCAUGGUUAAAACCCUGUUUCCUGGAGCUCUGCCUCCUUUCCUCUCCCUGCAGCUGAUGCUUCGGUCACAUCCAUAGGUCUGACAAAAGUAAUAGUAACAGGAAAUACUCCAAUAAAACAAUAAAUACUCCAGGAGGUGAAUUUGGGGCAGAUUUAAAGCCACCUGAGCAGAUGAACCUUACGAGGUUUCUGGAGUGCCCAGCCCUGGAGGCAGCUCUACACUUUAAUCUCUCUAAGUAUUUGUUUUCACUAAGGCAAUAAAAAGUGUGAAAUGAGGAGUUUGGGGCUUUAGAGCCUUAUGAGUGAGGAAAGGAAUAUGCUGGUUCUGUCCUCACCUUGAACUGGGCAGGAGCUUUAGAGAGUCUGUUCUCCAAGGGGAAAAGCUGUGUCUGCUGCUGGGCUCAGACAAGUGAAGUGAUGGAACAAACCAGCAGUAUCACGGACAUCCUGGCUUGGGAAUGGGAAUCCCUGCUUCAAAUGGGUCUGCCCUUCCCUUUGGGGUCUCUGGCAUUGCUGUGCCCCUGACACUGAACACAAACUCCUGCACAGACUGACUUUCCCCUCCUCAUUCCAGACAGAGCCACUGCUGGCCUCUCACUCAGGGUGCUGCUGGUGUGCGGAGGGACGGGGAUAUGCCUGAAGGGAAUAGUACAGAAUUCCUGGUACAGGAACAAUUCAUAACUUGUUCCAGCCCAAAGCUUGAUGUCCAACCUUCAGCCCCUGCCCAGCUCUCCUGGACCAGGGGCUGAAGGGCUGGAACCUGGCCAGACUCUGCCUUUUCUGCCCCAGAUGCCUGAGCAAAGUUAGGGGUGGUCAGUGAAGAAAUUCCACCUGGCUGCUGGAGAACACAGGCUGGAUGUGUUGAUUGAUGGGGUGGUUGAUUUCUUUAAUCAAGAACGUUUUACCACAUUGACCAAAUGCGAAAUCUGAAAUGUUUUGGGAAAAAAAAAAUAGUCAAAGCAGCACUACAGAGUUAAUGUUUUCCAUGGAAGAGCAGGAGUUUAGUCUGAGUAUUUAUUGCUCUGAAAACAGCAGCUGCUUUGGUCAGAAGGAAACAGAAAUGGGGCAGAGCCUUGGGCUUGUGGAGGUUCAUUUUCCACAAAGGAUCAAAUCCUCUUGGCUGAAGGAGGUGUUCAAGGAUGUUCCUGGAAGGAAAACAGUUCAGAUCAGUGCUUUGGCUGUGGAACAGCUUCCCACAUUACUGAACUAAGUCAAUAACUCUUUUCCAGCUCUGUUUUACAUUUUACACAAUGCUACCUCUGAAACGUGACACCCCUUAAACCCACACAGAAAAUGUGAACUUAGGAUUUUUUUUUAACCUUUUAUAGGCAAUAAAUUAUUCCGAACAUGCAUCCCUCAGCUUGUGCUUGGUUUUCGCUGAGUGGGAGCCAUCACUUUGUUUUUAUUUUAGUGCUAUUUUUCUGUAUUUGUGUUCAUCACAAUCCGUGGAUAAGGAAAUAAUGGGAUAUUAGGAAGAAAAACUUAGCAUAUAGUAAUGGGAGAAAAUAUUUCUGUUAAAGCUGAAGGAUGAUGGGGUGGCUGUGCUGGUUUUGGUGCAGUUACUGUGAAAAAUGGGUAUUACCCUUAAUUCUUGUAUUAAUGAUUGUUGGAACAUUGCUCAGUGCAUCAGAUGACUUAAUCUGAGAGAGCAGUCAGUGAUGUCAGCACUGUAAGGAAAAGGAUUUUACACUUUCUGAGACAUCACAAUUCAUAAAUAACCUCUGGGGAUUUUUGUUUCAGUUGUUUCCUUUUUUUUGGCAUAACUUUAUAGAGAUAUUGUAGAAAGAGUUUUGAAGUGUUAGAUGAAAAUGGAUGAGUAACAAACUGAGGUCAAAUGUAGAUUUAGACCUUGUUUGUAUUCAAGUUUCAUCUGAAAAGAGUUCCUUGAAUUUUCCCCCGUCACAUUUCUAUCCCUGGAGUACAGGGGAAGGGUGGCAGGAUGCAUGAGGGGGAUGAAGGGAAUGAAGCACAAGGAGGCAGAAAUGAAGAUUCUGGGUUUUAGUCAAGGAAAUUUCAAUAAACUAAAAGGUUUCUGUGCUGUGGAAAACAAGAGCUUCUGCUUUAUCUGCAGAUUCUGUGAAAUACACUUCAAAAAGUCAUUGGCAAAUCCACUGAGUUGUGCUGGAGGAAAAUUGUCUUCUCCAGUAGGAAUUUUAUAAUUUCUGGGGUUGUUUCUGGACUUACUGAGUGUGUGUGAACACACAGAUGCAGAUUUACAAUGUGCACAGAUACACUGAACUUGAUCACAGUAGCUCUACAAAGGCAUUUUAACUUGAAAUGUUAAUGGAAUUCUUCUCAAAUGUAUUUCAUUUGCUCUUAUUUUUGUGUCUUGCUGCAUAUCAAUUGCAUAGUUCUGAAAAUUAGUCACAUAACUCCAUACAAAUAUGAUUUAUUCUUUAUAUCCUUGCUACUGGUAACUUCUAUGUUUGGAAAUUUAUGAAAAUGCCCAGAAUAAUAAUAUUUCUAAGUGAUCUUGGCAAAUAAACAAACUGCUGUAUUUCUGAAGAGAUAAUGAAUCUUCUGCCAUGAUAAUUCCUGCUUUAUUUUCACUAUAGGAAUCGGUUUCAUUUUAAAAAAAUACUCUGAAAAUUUAAGUAUUAUUAUAUAACUAGGAUGUUUUCCUUCACCUACAAAACAGGAUAAUUGAUGAUUUUAAAUAUUUUAUCAAUUCCUUCUGGGUCAAUUCCUUAAGCUUUGUAACCUGAGUGUAUUCCUGAGUUUCUGUGUGAAAAUCACUAUUUAUAUUGCAUUUUUAUGAUUUGUAUCAGUAUGUGUAGCGAAGAAACUACUACAAACCUUCAACUGAAGUACCUCCACUAUGGUCCAGGACACCUGAUCUGGGCAUUUUGAGUGCCAGAUGCCUGGAGAAACAGUCCAGACGUUUGUAUUGAGUUGGUUUUCUGUGUAUAUAAAGGGUAUUUAUAAUCUUGUAUUAACAGAGUCAUCUUUGGAAAUGCUGAUUUCCUGCUCUAGAAGCCUGCUCAGCUAUUUUUAUAUAAAACGUUGGUCUUCGCCUUAAUUUUUUUUGGUGAAAAGUUGUGCCAUAGAUAUUUUAACUUAUCCACAGAUCCUUUACAGAGUUUGCUUUGAUUUCUCUUAAUUAAUUAUUUUUCCCUCAGAUUGUCCUAGUUUGUUUUCUCUUCCAAAGGCAUCUCAAAGUUGGUUUGCGCUUUUUUUUUUUUUUUUUUUUUUUU
This is a messenger RNA of Prinia subflava (tawny-flanked prinia), 8515 nucleotides long. Its product is annotated as highly divergent homeobox. The transcript is spliced from 11 exons. Bases 286 to 2379 code for a protein of 697 amino acids. Lineage: Eukaryota; Metazoa; Chordata; Aves; Passeriformes; Cisticolidae. Gene Ontology annotation, molecular function: RNA polymerase II cis-regulatory region sequence-specific DNA binding; DNA-binding transcription factor activity, RNA polymerase II-specific. The record is from RefSeq and is a predicted model, not a curated record. Gene Ontology annotation, biological process: regulation of transcription by RNA polymerase II.